Molecule: messenger RNA, 4857 nt
Organism: Naegleria fowleri
Lineage: Eukaryota; Heterolobosea; Eutetramitea; Acrasida; Naegleriidae
Exons: 1
Coding region: 1-4857 (1618 amino acids)
Source: RefSeq, a predicted model, not a curated record
AUGCAAGAAAAGGGGUUAGGCAUGUCCACUCAUAAGAAGGCGCCAACACCAUCUACGACCUAUCGAACGAACAGCAGUAGUAGUUGUCGGGCGACAACACCAACUACAACAUCAACAGGCACUUGUAGGAAUAACAAUUUGGAACAUACAUCAUCAACUGAAAUUCUUCCACGGAGAAAGAAAAAUAGUAAUGUUCCACCAACAAUGACGCUUAUAUCGUCAAAUGAAUCUUCAAAAUUUACAACAAGCCAAAGUGUGUAUAAUUCAUCGCCAACACCAAACGAUUUUAGCGAGUCUCACUCUAAGCUAGCACAACUUGAUUCAGAAGUGCCGACAAAUAAUUUCUCUCCAGAGAACCAUUUAAACAUCACUAUGAAUCGAGAGGAGGAACCAAAUGAUGAAACAACAAGCGACAAUUCUUCCAUCCAAUUAAGCAGCAAUGGAAAUUCACCAACAAGUUCCCGAACAACAACAACACGGGCAUGGUCUCCCAUUAAGAAAGUCGGCGGUACCUUUGAGGAAAAUGUUGCAGCCACACUACAACAAUGCUCUCGUUUCGAAACUUCAUCUCGAAUGGUGAGAGUGCAAGGUCCUUGUGUUGAGGUACCGAGUGACCAUGUUGGUUAUUCGGAAACCCUCCAUAAUUACCGUGCACCUCCAAUUCAGGCCUGGAAUGAGGAGGGAGAAACAAUCAUCAACACCAGUACCCUGUCUGCUGUGGUACUAAUUCCUUCGGUGACGCCCACACCUGAAGAAUUCGAAGAGGGAGAAGAUGAAGUACAUGGUGCGAGAGAUAGUCCUCUUGUAAUUUCCGCAAGAUCAAUAUCACCCAUUCCAAAACGAGUCAAUACAAAUGAAAACACAAUAACUGACACUAACACGAACGAGAAAACUACAGAAACGCGUGAAGAGAUUGGUCAUGAAAACAAUUCGCACGAUCAAGAAAACAUUGAAAACCAACAAAAAGAAGAUGAAAAAGAAUUAAUGUUGUCUUCGAUAGAAUCACUAAGGGCACCAUCAUCGCUAAAUGUGACUCAGCAGCAGACUGCCCCUCAUCAAAACUCUGAAGCACAACAACCGCCACACCAAACGAAUCAAACCAUUGUAAAAACAUUACUCCUCGACGGAACAUCAAUUGAAAACUCUUACUCCCGCAAAAAUCCAUCUCCUACAAUCAGAUCAACAAGCCCUGUAAAACUCAUUCAAGUCCCCAAAAAAAGUCCUGCCAAUAACAACAACACAAGUAAUAUUAAAAAUAGAAACACUCACAGAAAAAAAACGGCAGAGACUCAAUUCAACAGUUCAGAAUCUUCAGAAGAUAACAAUAACGGCCAAAGAGUUUUAGACCUUGACCCCAAAGCAGCGAAAGAACUUGUAAAUAGUGGAGUUGCCUUAAAUCCAGAACUUUCUCAAGAGACUCUGCAGAAACUUGAAUAUUUAUCAGAAAGACAUUUCAUGACAAAUAUUGACCUUACAAAUUUUAGGAAAUCUGGAAUAUCUGCCUCAGCCAAAACGAACCUUCUCAGUGAUGCACAAUUGAAAAAGGCGUUGAGAUCUGCAUUUGAAAUUAAUGACGACUCAUAUGUGGGAGUAAUUACAGAGAUGGCAGACAAGGCCAGCAGCAAUGUAAAUGCACUUGUACAGCUCAUACCUCCAAGUCGAAUUCCAAAAGAAUACCACGUAUAUUCGAACUCACCUAUUUAUGAAGGAUUAGUGAAAGAAGGAAAAUUUGAUUACAAUGAAAAAGGACACUAUUGGGAAAAACUAGUAUUCCCAUCAGCUAAUCCUUCAAAAAGAGUUGAAGUAUAUCUUCUUGCAAAAGCCAUGGAUACCAUGUUAAAAAAGGCCAGAAAAGAGGACAAACAACGAGAUCAAAGUUCUGAAGACUAUUACAAAUCUAUUGUGGAAAAUAUGAACAAAUCUUUUGUUGUACAUUUGCACAGUUUGUUUGAAGUAUCGCGACAAGUUUUUGCAACUUGUGUCGAGAGAGGUGUCAUUCUACAAAGAAUUCAUAGAUAUUUUGAGGAAUUUUUUGAAAUUACCAGAACCUUAUUGCAAGGAGAACGAAAAAAAUCAAAUGAGCUUAAAAUCGUAAUGGAGCAGUAUGAGAAAAUUGUAAAAGAAGUAAAUGAAGAGAAAUCAUCAAUGAAACAAGAACUGGAGAAAAUUUUGGAUAAAACAGCAGCUGUUGUUGCAGAGAAUGAGGAAUAUCAAAAAAAAAUUAGUCUUCUUCCAAAAUAUGAACUAGUCAUGAAUUUACUUCAAAACAAAAAGAAGUGGGAGGACUUUGUGAAUGACUAUGGUGUGCUCGAUGAGGAUUUCUUUGGAGAGGAAGGAAACAAUGACCAUGAAAAACAACAUAAUCGAAAAGAGCACGCACCACGACGAAAAAAAUCAAAAACCGUUGAAGGAAACUCAGUGGAUGGAAAUUAUUCAAGUCAACAAGAAAAAAGCUUUAUGAGAAUGAUGAAACUUUUAUUUACCAACAUUAAGGAUACUGUUUCAAAUGUGCUGGAGUUAUCAACAUAUUUCUCAACGCUAGGAUCUGGUUAUCAAUUACGAACAACAAUAGAAAGCGAGAGGUUGAACAGUACCGAAACCGAUUCUCAAACGGUUGCACAAAAUGUGUUAAACCUGGUUUAUGAUAUUAAUAGUAGAUUGGGAGAAAUACGAAGGGUUGGAAAAAGGCAUCAGGACCUACUCGCCAAAAUCAUUCUUGUUGAGAGUGGAACUCAAACAGAACGUGACCCAAGCAAACGUCCAAUUAAGGUGAAGCUUGUCCCUUUUGAUCUUGAAGAUAGAGUGAAAGUAGUUUUCUUUGAUGCCAGGGAUAAUACUCAAAUUUCUUUUCAUACUCAAGAAUUGCUCCAACGAAAAGAAGAUGUCAUAACAAAUUUACAAGAUCAAAUCAAGCAGUUAAAACAAGAAUUAGCCAAUGAAAGAGCCUACAGUGAAAAGCUUCAAAGCGAAAUACGUGUGAAGAAUGACAUUAUUUUACGAAACGACAUCCAAGUUGAAAUGAAUCAACUCAAAGAGGAUCGACGAAAAAAGGAACUUGAAGAGCAACGCAAACGAGAGCUUGCAAACAGGAAGAAAGAUGUCAACAAGCCACAAGAAAAUAUAUCCAACGCCCAACCUAUCGCUCCAAUUCAAUCCAGUGUCAGUGGCAAUGAUGAACAAUUUUCACCAAGCAGUAGUUCGGCUCAAAAACAAGCAUCCAUUCCAGAACAACCAAUCUCAACAACCUCACUUCCUUCCCAAGAACAGAAACCAAUAGAAGUUGCCAUGCGUGUAAAUAAUAACAGCAGCGAACCUGUCCACUCAAAGUCACCACGCCCUCCAAACUCAUCCAGAACAUCCCAACACAACGAUACAAGAAAAUCACAACAAUUUCCAACGAAGAAUGAUCCAAAAACACCAAACAACAAACCAACUCAAAAAACUAACAAAACUGAUGCUCAGAAAAAUACGGCAGCAGAGCCAAAUGUAAACAGAAAUAACAUUAGUGUAGAUGAAGCUCAUCAUGAUUAUGCUUUAAAUAGCAGUCGAAACCAUGACAAUGAAUUGUACGAAGAUGAAUACAUUGACAAAGAUCUAAAAUCAAACGAUUUGAUGAAUGCCUCAAACAGGGUCACCAACCAAAUUUCAAGCACUAACAAACCCUUACCAUCCUCGAGAACAACCAAGCCUCUCAAUAGUGAUGAAAAGCCAAAAGAAAUCAAAAAGUCCAUCACUAAUUCCUAUGACAAUAGUUCAUCUGCUACAACAAAAACCAAUGUACAACACACAAACCACUCCAAGUUCAAUAAUGAUCAUAAUAAUCCUAAUAAUAACCCUUUGGAAGAAUCGACAGGCAUUGAAAGAGCAUACACAAAAGAAGAGCUCCCUCCAAGGGAGGUCACAAAGCGAACGCCGCGACAAACUAGAUAUGAUGACAAAAGAUUGUCUCCGAGAAAUGUGGUUCCACAAGCAGACUUGGUCAGUAGCUAUGUACAAACGGAUGAAACCAUGUUUUCUGGAGAGAGUAUAAGUAUGGACGAUUUACACGUAAAACCUUACAAUAUUGGCGUUGUAAGAAAAUUGAACCAAGUCGAACAAUACAGGGCCAAGUUGAAACCAAAAAAUCAAAGAAUGAUGGAACUCAUGACCAAACUGAAAAAUCGCGACAAGGAACGAACCAAAUCAUUACCUUGGUUGUUAAAAUUCAUGUAUGGAAUUUAUAAGAGCAAAUUAAUUGCAUUCUUGUCAGACGUAGAGAAGAGGUAUAUCACCAUUCCUGAGUUUAUUUUUGAACAUUUAAAACAUAUUUAUGGCACGAACAAACUUGUGGAUGAAUAUGCUUUGGCUUUAUUAGCCUCAGUCUCAAGAUAUUCUAAAAAGGACAGAAGAGUCGAACUUUUUAGCAAAUUUAUCAAUGAGGACUGGAAUGUAAAUAUUGUAAACUUUUAUUUGAAAGUAUGGAAGGCUUGUGAAGAUUCCAAAGUGGGACCUGAAUUUGGAUAUGGAAGACCUGGUGAUGAUGGAGCUACUCCACAUUAUGUGUCACGAAUUCGAUGUAUGCAUGUUUUGAACAGCUUACGAGGAGAAAUUGCUCCAAUUCUUUCUUCGAUCAUGAGAGAACUCGACAUACGUUGUAUCACAACUGCAGAGGAUGAAUACUAUAGAGCUCUGAAUUUUGCUGGAUAUCGUAUCCAAGAUUUAAAUCCAAUGGAACAGUGGGGUGUGUCUGAAGCAAUUGCACGGCAGAAAAUUUUGAAAGUGGAUUUCUUUUUCAUUGUUUGUGAAGCCAUUGCUAAUUAUAUGAUCUCUACGGGUACUGUAGAUUUACCUUCAUGUGAUAUUUUACCUCAAUUAUAA